AUGAAUAAAUAUUUCAAUGAUAUUGGAACCGUUUUGGCUGAUAAUCUCUCAAAUGGGCAUAAUAGUUUUGAGGCGUAUGUCAACCCUACUGAAACUACAUUUGAAAUUCAAAACAUUUCUGUAGUGGAGGUAAAAAGUGAAAUUUCAAGAAUCAAAACUUCCAAAGCUACUGGACAUGAUCGUAUAUCACCAAAACUUUUGAAAGAUAGUGUGGAAGUAGUUGCCGAAUCCCUCACAAAUAUUUUCAAUAAAUCCAUUGAAAAAGGCGUAUUUCCUGAUGACCUUAAGAUUGCAUGCAUAUCUCCUAUACAUAAAGGGGAUAGCAAACUAGAAUGUUGUAACUACAGACCAAUAUCUAUUAUAUCUGUAGUAGCUAAAGUGUUUGAAAAGCUUAUCUCCAGGCAACUCAAUGGAUAUUUGGAGUCUAACCACUUGCUGUCGGACAGUCAAGCUGGCUUUAGGAAAAAGA
This is a messenger RNA of Paramuricea clavata, 469 nucleotides long. NCBI's taxonomy places the organism in Eukaryota, Metazoa, Cnidaria, Anthozoa, Malacalcyonacea, Plexauridae. The record is from the annotation of a GenBank genome assembly.